Messenger RNA from Porites lobata, 1228 nucleotides. The record is from the annotation of a GenBank genome assembly. Lineage: Eukaryota; Metazoa; Cnidaria; Anthozoa; Scleractinia; Poritidae.
AUGCAGGAGGCAGAGAACACAAGCAAAACUUACAGUCAAGACCAAGAGAAGCUAAAAGAAAUACCUUCUCUUCCCUUAAAGAGUUUUCUGAACAAUUUUUUUUUCCGGAAUAUAUGAAAUACAAUUACGUUUAUCCACACUGCCUUCAAGCCUUUGGCUGGGUCCUAAACAGUCCCCUCAGAAGAGACACACCCAAAUCACUAACAGUUAAUUUCAGUGUCCAAGGCAGCAAGACAUAAGAAGAGCAGUUUCAGGAUUUCUACAACCAAGAAUUUAAUAACUCUAACCUCAGUUCGAAACCAUCUAUGUCGCCGAACAACCAAAGAGCAUUGGACAUAAUGAAAGAAACAGUUCAGCUUAAGAACAGCGACUUUGAAAUUGCUGUGCCAUGGAAAAUGUACCCUCCAAAUCUAGAAAGUAACUGAUCAGUGGCCGAUCACUGACUAAGUCCUUUAAAGAAACUACUUCAAAGAGAAAGACUGGCUCACGGAAGAAAGAUUACACCAGAAAAGUUAACUGCCAGGACAGGACCACUAGGCACUCACUAAAGUGGUUUUCGACUUUCAACUGCUCUGCAAGGCACCUCACUGAACGACCAGCUGUUACAGGGGCCAGUCCUGACUAACACUUUUGUCGGUGUUCUCUCUAGAUUCAGGGAAAAGCAGAUUGUGCUGAUGGCUGACGUAGAAGCAAUGUGUCAUCAGGUAUGCAUUUAACCAAGUGACUGUGAUGCACUUCGGUUUCUAUGGUGGCUAGACGGCAACAUUGACAACGAGCCACAGGAGUACUAGAUGAGAUUUUAUCUAUUUGGAGGCACGUUCUGUCCAAGUUGCGCAAACUUCACUCUUAAAGAAAAAACAGUACAAGACAACAAGACUGAGCCGAUCAGUUCUGAUGAACUGGCCAUGAAACUUUCAAGUCAACUGUGUGACUUUCUUGCUCCAGGACGAUUUAAGCUUACACAGUGGUUCUCCAAUUCCCACAAGGUAUCGAGUCUCUACCAGGUUCAGAAAGAGCUGUACAAGCUGAUCUUUUGAAAGAGCCCUUGGUGUUCAAUAGAACAUAUCAUCCGAUCUGUUUGGAUUUAGAAUUGUCAUUAAGGACAGACCAGCAACAAGAAGAGGGAUUCUAUCUAUUGUCAGCUCAGUUUAUGACCCCCUUGGAUGUCACGCCCUUUAAACUCAUCACCAAACUGAGACUUAUGCUGCAAGAAAUAAUACUGAGAUGA